AUGUAUCUCGCAUUGCCUCGUGUACCAGCAUUCAAUCCGAAACCAUUCCUACCUAAGCUAUCCCUACGUACCGCAGAUUCAAUAGCCCUAAAGGGACAGCUUCAAAGUGUCGCAAAGCAGAUAUCCGGAGACGUCAAUUUCGGCCCGACCGGAAGAGAUGUUCAGGCCAUGAUCGUAGGUUCUUUUAAAGCUUUUGUAGGAUCCAAGGAGCUUUACGACGCCACGACGAAGCACAUUACGAACUACAUUGCCUCUGAUCAAGGAAAGGAAAUCCUGCGCGACGCUGCCACCAGCGAAGAUGUCGUCAAGGUACUCAAGGUCCCGGUUCUAAACUUGGUGAAGCCGGAAGCUUUUGAAUACGUCAAGGGCAAGCUGCAAGACUCGCCGAUCCAGAAGAAGCCUCAGUCGAAGCUGCAGUUGCAACCGGAGACGCCUACGCCUACGCCGACUUCUGGUUGGUUGGGCUUUACGCCCCUGCAGCAGAACACCCAGAACACCCAGAACACCCAAGAUUCGGCAUCGUCAUUCUUUGGACCGAGGGCACGAAAACGGGACGAAAGGGGCUCGCAAACUCAACAGGAGAAGGACAAGCGCCGCAGGAAGUGA
Messenger RNA from Daldinia decipiens, 606 nucleotides. RefSeq lists its product as uncharacterized. Lineage: Eukaryota; Fungi; Ascomycota; Sordariomycetes; Xylariales; Hypoxylaceae. The transcript has 2 exons. The coding region runs from base 1 to 606 and encodes 201 amino acids. The record is from RefSeq and is a predicted model, not a curated record.